Arachis duranensis is the source of this 630-nucleotide messenger RNA. RefSeq lists its product as uncharacterized. Gene Ontology annotation, cellular component: membrane. The transcript is spliced from 4 exons. The coding region runs from base 1 to 630 and encodes 209 amino acids. Lineage: Eukaryota; Viridiplantae; Streptophyta; Magnoliopsida; Fabales; Fabaceae. Gene Ontology annotation, molecular function: channel activity. The record is from RefSeq and is a predicted model, not a curated record. Gene Ontology annotation, biological process: transmembrane transport.
AUGGAGAAUUAUAAUAAUGAGGAAAUCCCAUCAGCACCAUCAACACGAGCCACACGAGGGACUCCAGGUGCACCUCUCUUCGGAGGUUUCAGAUCCAUCAACAAUAAUGGUGGGGUAUCAGCAGAGUUCCUCGGCACAUUUAUGCUGAUGUUCGCCGGAACAGCGGCGGCCAUAACCAACGAAAAGACCAAUGGAUUGGAAAGUCUAUUGGGCUGCGCUGUCGUCACCGGCCUUGCGGUGACGGUGAUCAUCCUGUGCACCGGACACAUAUCCGGUGCUCAUCUGAACCCCGCUGUCACCAUAGCAUUUGUCACCAUAUCACGAGUUCUUACAUUCUUUCAUGGGAAGUGUUUCAAAGCAGCAAAGAAAAUAGUGACAGCAGGUUCAGUCCCCGAAGCAAAGAACAGUAUUCCCUCCAAUUUAGCAUCAUCCCUGGUAACGACAGGUGGCAGGCAAAGAACAGUGUUUCUUCCAGAUCUGUACUCUGAGACUCCUACGAAGAAAUCUGACUUUGGAGAUCACUGGAAGCUUGGAAUCGAGGAUGGUGCGAAGCCUCAGGUGUACAAUGAAAAGCAUGAGAAGCUGUUAUCUGCUGUGGCUGGGGUGGGAGACGGUCGUGGUGGUUCAUAG